Molecule: messenger RNA, 3458 nt
Organism: Salmo salar (Atlantic salmon)
Lineage: Eukaryota; Metazoa; Chordata; Actinopteri; Salmoniformes; Salmonidae
Biological process (GO): regulation of transcription by RNA polymerase II; telomere capping; regulation of telomere maintenance via telomere lengthening
Cellular component (GO): nucleus; shelterin complex
Molecular function (GO): DNA-binding transcription factor activity, RNA polymerase II-specific; telomeric repeat DNA binding
Source: RefSeq, a predicted model, not a curated record
GCAUACCACGUGACUCCCAUAAUGCGGAAGAAAUUGAGCGUGUUGAAGAAAAGCUGCAGAGACUCGUUUCAAAACAUUUCUGGUUGCAGAAAAAAGUACUUGCUAGUUAAAUGGUUGUGACAAGCUGAGCCUAGUAGUUCAGAAAAUAGUAAAACCAUAUCUUAGGGAGACACAUUGUUUACUAGCCAGGCCAGCUGUCGAUGAUGUUUUGCUGGCAAUGCAUAGUUAGCUAGCUAACAUUUAAAAUCACCCUUUGCCGCACCUGCUAGCUAAUUGGAAAGUUUCCUCAAGUGAAUGGGGAAAUGGACCCUACAACAUUUUCAGGUCCCCAUCUCCCUCUAUCCUCCCUGCGUCUCCUGGUGCCACCACUACGUCUGAUGUCUGCAUCCAUGUGGCAAGUGGCUCAGCAGCGUAACGUGAUGCAGUAUGGGAAGCUGGAGGAGUUUGUGACUCUGGUGACAGAGAUGGUUCCGGAGCUCCUGACGCUCAAGCAGAGGGUCCAACUCAUCCUGGGACUGAGAGCGAGGCUGGUUCUUGAAUUGUGUCGUGGUGUGGAGUCUAACCCAGCUGGCUACAAAACCAUCCAGCCCCACCUGGACAGAAUCCAUUCAUGCACAACACAUAAAGGGAGCAAAGACAAAGAAGUGGAGGCCUCAAAGGAUAACUUUGUGGAGCUGGUCCAAACUCUGCUAGAAGACUCGACGAAGAGGGAACAUUUUUUUCAGGAGGUGUUCCCUGUACAGUACAGCACUAGGUAUGACACAGCACUGCAGAUACUGGUGUGGCAGUUCUUUGACAGACUGGAGGAGAUGCUGCCAGUGCCCAGCUUUACACAGACAGCAUCCAUUCUCAACCUGAACCCUACUGACCUGGAAGAGUGUCAGCAGUCUCUCUGUGAUCCUGAGCAUCUGAAGACACUGCUGCAGCAUCAUAGAAAUCUGGGGCACCUAAAAAAAGAUUUUUUGUUCUAUGACUCUGAUAACAUCCUGUCCACGUUGUCCUUCCUCGCUCCCUCACUGAAGUCUAAACAUACCAAAAGAGGCAUAGAAGAAGGCACGGUGAAGAACGAGAGCGAUGUGAGGAGAAAGGGAGAGAAAGAAGAGGCUGAAGGUCCGAAAGAACAGGAGAGUGGUGAGGGACAGCAAGAAGUCAGUGGGGAGGACCAAGACGCCAGUGAGGGAAGUGAUGAGGGCGCUGAAAGACUGGUGGAGGCUGGGGAAUCCUCUGGGAACUCUGGGCAGCAGAAACAGCCAUCAUUAGUGGCCAUCAAUGGACAAGCUAAAGCCAAGCCCCCCCAGUCCCAGGGCUUUUCCUGCACACAGUGCCAGUUCUCCAACAGGAGAUGGCUCACACUUCAGGAGCACAUCAAGAAGAACCAUCCAAAGGAGGACAGUGGGAUCCUGGGCUCUGGAGAAGCUGGAGCUGAGAACAACGUCCUGCCUGUCAGUGAGACAGAAAGUUCCUCAGCCAAGAAGGCCAGGAAGAACAGGUACAUCUGCUCCCAGUGUGGGAAGGGUCACAAAUGUUCAUAUGAACUGAGACGACACGAAACCGUUCACUCUGAGGUGAAGCCCUUCCAUUGUGACCAGUGUGAGAAGAGAUACAAAACAAAGGUGGCUCUAAAACAGCACCAUCGAGUUCACACUGGAGAAAGGCCGUAUGUUUGCUCACAUUGUGGCAGAGGCUUUAGGUCUGCAGGAACUUUACAAUCACAUGUACGCACACACACCGGGGAGCGACCUUUUGUCUGUUCUAUAUGUGGGAAGGGAUUUAUUCAACAUCAAAUACUGAUAGGUCACCUCCGGUGGCAUAGAGGGGAGAAACCGUACUUAUGUACCGUUUGUGGAAAGAGUUUUAGUACUUCAGGUGCCUUGUUGGUACACUCACGAACACACACAGAUGAACGCCCCAAAAGCUGUGAGCAUUGUGGGAAGAGGUUUAGAAGAUGUUACGAUCUCACAAUACAUCGGCGGAUCCACACUGGUGAGCGGCCGUUCUCCUGCACACAGUGCGACAAAUGCUUCACGUCCCACAGCGACCUUAGCAGACACAUGCGAAUUCAUACAGGAGAGAAACCUUACCAGUGUAAAAUGUGCGAUAGGAGAUUCACUGAAAGCGGCAACCUGAAAGUACACCAGCGAGUUCAUCGGGGAACAGCCACAAAUGUACGGGUUUCAGUGUGUAAUAUCAGUACGGCCCACCACAAGUCACCAAGUGUGGCAAGAAAGAAGGAAAGAAAGAAAUACAAUGUUCCACCACUUGUUGUUGGACAUGAGUUGCCGUAGCCACAGUGUGUUUAUUUUUUUAUUGAACAUUUUUUAAAUGUCACCUUUUUAUUUAACUAGGUAAGUCAGUUAAGAACAAAUUCUUAUUUACAAUGACGGCCUACACCCUAUGGGACUCCCAAUCACGGCCGGUUGUGUUAGCACUGAGAUGCAGUGUCUUAGACCACUGCGCCACUCGGGAGCCCAGAGGGGAGAAACUAUGUUCAUGUUCUAAGAACACACAUUAUAUUGGAACUUUAUGAUUCCCGGGCCAUUAUUUUUAUUUUAGAAUAAGUUGACUUGCAUUGUAAUAACUUAUUUCUCGUAGUAGCAAGAUAAUUGGCUAUUUUGUGAUGGCGAGGCAUUUAAUGACAGCGUAAUAUGAUUAUUUUAAUAAUGAGAUAAUUGGUUACUUUGUUUCUCUAAGUGGUUUCUCUAGCUUUUCAACACCAUAUAUUAGGUAAUCUCACAAACAUAUUCACUAUCCUGCCUACUAACAGUCACUGAAAUCAGUCAGGGAAGGUCAAACAGUUCACAACAGAUUCAUACAGGGGUACUGUUUUUGCGAAAUUAGACAGCAUGGUAAUAUAUCACAUUUGCAGUGCGGCCCUCUGAACCUCAGCGAAGACAGAAUGUGGCCCCUGAAGAAAAUGAGUUUGAGACACCUGGUCUUGAGGGACAUUGAGAUCUGUACAGGACUAUGGUGGUGGUGAUCGGUAGAUCCAUAGUUUGUGACUAUGGUGACUUGGCUAAACCAGUGGUUCCCAAACGGCACUAGUGUGCCUUUUUUAGGAGCUCUCUGAUGUGCCGUUAAAGUUCUGGUAAUCUUGAUUUAAUUUUUUUUUUCUUUUUUUAAGUAACACUCACUUGUAAACAACCUGUGGAAUGCAAAUGGAAUUUUGACUUGGGAGCACUAGUGCUGGUCAGAUAAUACAUUAAAUGGCACAUGGUUACAUCUGUAUCAUUGUUUCAAGUCCAGUGCAUUCAGGCUGUUACAAUUGUAUAAUUUGAGGGUUGCGCAUCAUGAGCAAAGUCAAUCAUUUUUACUUCAUUUGUAUCAUUGAACAAAUACCAUGUCACUUUUUUUAAAGAACAAGCUAACUACUGACUUGCAGCAUGCAUCUAGGGAAGGGCACUCAACUUGUACUGCACUAACUCAGAUGACUGAUUGGUUAAAAUAAAUGGAUAAUAAGA